CUUCCUGAGAAAUCGAAAGUGUUUCGCAGUGACGCAGCCUGAAGUGGUUACAUGUCUGUUAGAGUCGUAACAGUGAAGUUUAAUGAUGUUUAAUCUUCAGAUGUCUUCUACAAACAUGAAGCUUCUUCCUCUCGCGUGUCUCUGUCUCCUGACUCGGUCUGGAACAACGUUGGCUGAUGAACAAAGUCCAGUGAUCAUCGAAGUGAAAGAAGACAGUGAUGUUAUUUUACCCUGUUUCCUCAGCACCAAGGAGAACAUUGAGUACAAACUCUUUGACUGGAAGAAAGAUGGUCAGAAGGAGGUUUUCCUUUAUGAAGCAGGAACUCAUUACAAUAACGGCCGUCCAGGUCAAGAUGAGCAGUUCAAAGGUCGCGUCUCACAUUUUCCAGAUGAGCUGAAGUACGGCAACGCCUCCAUCAUCAUCAGAAAUACGAAGGUGACUGACAGUGGAAACUACACCUGUGAUUUUCCACUUCUUCAGCCAAGACAGAUAUUCAACAUUCAGCUUGUUGUUGAUCGUAUCUUAAAGGACAGAUCAGCUGAAAACAUUGCAGGAGCAUCUCCAGAGCCGUCUGUCAAGAUACUUUAUCAAACAAAGGACUGGGUCCUGCUGCAGUGUGAAGUUCUUGGUGCUUCUUCAAAACCUACAGUAGAGUGGCAGGACAGUGCUGGAAACAAACUUCCUGCUGAGGAGCCACAGGUCUCAGAAAGAGGAGGCAGCUUCUACAUCAUCCUCCAAACUACUGUGAUGAAGACCGACCGCUAUUGCUGUGUAGCCACACAGGAGGAGAUCAGACAUCAGAUUUAUACUGAGAUCUACGUGAAGGUCAAUGAACCCCCACAAUUAUGAGAUGGCACUCUUUUACAGAGCAAUGGCAUCAAAGACAAUACAUCAGGUCAAGAAGAUCACGUCUCACAUUUUCCAGAUAAAGUGUAGCACGGCCCCCAUCAUGAUCUGUAAUACUUAUAAUUAUAUAAAUAUUUUACACUGCAGAUAUUAGACUAGCAGCUAGCGGACUUUUCCAUAUUAAAUAUUAUUCAUACUCGUGCUAAACCAGGUGUGUUACCUGUUCCGUGUUUGUAAAAUAUCCACUGCUUCUUCUAACAUAACACUUGAUUUAUACUUUUCUUAUUUACUGGUCGUUUAAGUCGCUGCAUCUAUUGACAGAACAGAGUUAUGUAACGUAACAGGUUGGGCUGCAGCGAUCGAUUCACUUUAGUAAUCGAGUAUUUUACAGAUUAUUUAACCGAUUAAUCGAGUAAUCAGCGCUGCCUUCAUGCU
This is a messenger RNA of Micropterus salmoides (largemouth bass), 1282 nucleotides long. Its product is annotated as butyrophilin subfamily 1 member A1-like. The transcript has 5 exons. Lineage: Eukaryota; Metazoa; Chordata; Actinopteri; Centrarchiformes; Centrarchidae. The record is from RefSeq and is a predicted model, not a curated record. Bases 83 to 850 code for a protein of 255 amino acids.